AUGGCAAAAUAUCCUACGCUUAAGCUUUCUGCGCUUGCAUCGAAGAUUGAUUCAACGGUGCCUUUCCAGCCACAAUAUUCGAAUCUUCUCAACGAGCAGCAUUUCUAUCAGAAUGGUACCAUGCUAUCAUGGGCCAAUAAACAGGCACAUCCUGUAACGCUACGACAGUUGGCAAAUUUCGGACAGAAAUUGAAUAAAACUAAGAUUCUCUCCAGCGCCAAUUUUGUGCGUAAUGAAUUGCCUAUUAGACUAAGUCUGCGUGUCAGAGAGAUGCAGAAGCUGAGAUUCAAUAUAACCAACAACUAUCACUUGAAUCAGGUUUAUCAGAGUUACUGCUACUGCUUUAACGCUUUUCGUAGAACUAGAAGGAUCGAUACUUUGGAAGACAAUGAGAAGUUUUGUCACUUUCUCUCCAAUGUUUUGGACGAUCAUCUAAUUGUCCUUCCACAUUUAAUGAUGGGUUCUUUGGAAGUGUCCAUAUUGAGAAGUAUGCCGCAGCAGUCUCUUGAUAGUUUCAUCUCCAAUAUGAUUCGCUCUCGUAUUAGUCGAAGAGUUAUCAUGGAGCAACAUAUCUCGCUUUCGGAAUCGUUUCAGAGUCAGUCGGAUUCGGUGGUUGAAAGGCCUCACAAUUACAUUGGAGCUGCCUUUGAGCUUGGCUCAGCUCACGAUCACCUGAAGCUAACAGCAGAAGCUGUAAAAUCGUAUCUUCGAACCAUGUAUCCAACUCUCAAGAUGCCUGAGCUUGUUAUUGAAGGUCCAGACGUGAAAUUUGAGUUUCUUACUUCUCACCUUAAUUAUAUCUUUGCCGAGAUUUUCAGAAAUGCUUUCAAGGCUACCAUUAUCAACAUGUUGAAGCAAAAUAGUCAUCUUAGUGAGCAGGAGCUCGGUCAUUUGCAACCUCCUCCAGUUGUUGUUCAAGUGAGUAGCAACAAAAAGUUUGCCUCCUUUAAGUUUUCCGAUCAAGGUGGUGGUAUGUCAAAUGAUCGGCUCGGUAAAGUGUGGUCUUUUGGUAAGAGCCCUGAGUUGGCUACGCAAUACUUGCAAAACUUCCACAGAAUGUCUGGUUUGAAUAUGCCUGAGAGAUUGCCUAUUCUGGAUCAUCAGUACUGGGAUGACCCUGACGAAAGUCACGUUCACUAUAGAGAGGCAUUGACUGGUAUUUUGGGUAACUUAGGUCGUAUCGAGUCUGGAAAAGUACCACAAAAGUCUACUUUGCUUGACUUGGCAGGAAGACCAUUCAAAUACACAUUGGGUAUCUCAUUACCUAUGUGUAAAGUUUACACUGACUAUUGGAAUGGUACUUUAGAAAUGUACUCUGUAGAAGGAUACGGUUCAGAUGUUUACCUCACUUUUGGCAAGAUUGGAGCCAACAAUGAUCCAUUACGCUUGGAUAGAGCUUAA
Messenger RNA from Brettanomyces nanus, 1401 nucleotides. RefSeq lists its product as uncharacterized. NCBI's taxonomy places the organism in Eukaryota, Fungi, Ascomycota, Pichiomycetes, Pichiales, Pichiaceae. Gene Ontology annotation, biological process: protein phosphorylation; regulation of glucose metabolic process. The transcript has a single exon. Gene Ontology annotation, molecular function: pyruvate dehydrogenase (acetyl-transferring) kinase activity. The coding region runs from base 1 to 1401 and encodes 466 amino acids. The record is from RefSeq and is a predicted model, not a curated record. Gene Ontology annotation, cellular component: mitochondrion.